GAUGUGAACCAAAGGAACAUACGCUACAGCCUCACCGGCAGCUCUGGAGAUCAGCAGAUGCUGCCAGCUCCUGCUGCCAGCAAGAGGACCCUGGACAUCUUCAUCAAGCCCAGGGAUGGCUUUGAUAAUCAGGCAGGCACUUUGGACCUCGCCAGAUUGAUAAAACGGGAGGGCAAGGAACUUCAAGUGAUUGCCGUGUGUGGAACAGGAGGAGAUCUUGGGACAACAUCCAUCAUCAAGAAGGCAUAUGACGAGCCUGAAAUCUGUGGCAUGUUUCCAUGUCGCGCUUGGGUGAAGCUGAUGCAUCCUUUCAGUCCCCAUGAGUUCAUCCGGAGCUUGUUGGUUGAGUUCAGCACAAAUUCUUACAAGACCCAAGAGCCCAAUACCGAAGGGCUCAAGAUCCAAGAGCCCAAUACCCAAGGGCCCAAGACCCAAGAGCCCAAGACCCAAGAGCCCAAGACCAAAGAUCCAAAGACACAAGAAGAACCCAAUACCCAAGAGCAAAAGACCCAAGAGCCCAAUAUCCAAGAGCAAGGAGUUUUAGAAUUAGAAGUACAAGAGCAAGAGCAAGAGCAAGGAGUUAACACCGGAAGUCUGCAACAAGUGCUGGAGGUGAUGAAGGCAACCCAAGAAAGUAUGCUUGCAGAAUUCAUGGGGAGAAUCAAGGAGAAGCCAUACCUCAUCGUCCUAGAAGGUCUCUCCACCAUCGUGGAGUGGAAUGCCAUCAAGACAUUUCUUCUAGACAUGAAGAAUGAGAGCCGAGUUGUUGUGUCAACGCAGCAGGUUGAGAUGGCAAGCCUGUGCGCGGGACAGCCAUACCACGUAUGGUUGCUCCGGGAGUUCUCAACUGAGCACUCCGUCUACGCCUUCUCAAACUCAAAGGACCUUCCCAAAAAACCACUGGUUAAUGAAGCUACCACAUUGGACAAGUGUUUGAGUGACGAGGACACAGAGUCCUCAGACCAUUGGCUGAAAGUACAUGGCCUUCGUGGGCGCGAUUCGGAACUAAGUACACUUUGGGGCUAG
This is a messenger RNA of Panicum virgatum (switchgrass), 1026 nucleotides long. RefSeq lists its product as uncharacterized. Lineage: Eukaryota; Viridiplantae; Streptophyta; Magnoliopsida; Poales; Poaceae. The transcript is spliced from 2 exons. The coding region runs from base 58 to 1026 and encodes 322 amino acids. Gene Ontology annotation, molecular function: ADP binding. The record is from RefSeq and is a predicted model, not a curated record.